Messenger RNA from Myxozyma melibiosi, 1144 nucleotides. RefSeq lists its product as uncharacterized. Gene Ontology annotation, molecular function: GTPase activator activity. Gene Ontology annotation, cellular component: nuclear pore; cytoplasm. The record is from RefSeq and is a predicted model, not a curated record. Gene Ontology annotation, biological process: nucleocytoplasmic transport. The transcript has 5 exons. Lineage: Eukaryota; Fungi; Ascomycota; Lipomycetes; Lipomycetales; Lipomycetaceae. Bases 136 to 786 code for a protein of 216 amino acids.
AUAGGCGUGGGAGAUCAUGGAAUAUCUAUUUUUUUUUUGAGCCCAGAUCAAGUCUGACUACUCCUCCUAUCCAACUUCCUGAUUCUCGUUGUUCUAUUCCUCUUCUAUAAACGAAAGAUCACAUACAAAUCUGAAAUGGCUGCCGAAGAUACCAAGAAGGAGGAGCCCGCUGUCGAGACCAAGACGGAGACCCCUGCCGCUGCUCCCGCGACCAAUGUGUUUAGCAUGUUUGGUGGAGCCCCGUCCACCACCUCUGCCUUCUCGCUCGACAAGAAGGAGAAGGAGACCAAGCCCGCUGCUGAGGAUGCUGCCGCUGAGCAGAACGACGACGAAGCCCCUGCUUCCCCCGAUGUUCACUUCGAGCCCGUCGUCAAGCUCGAGAAGGUCGAGGUUAAGACUAACGAAGAGGAGGAAGAGGCCAUUUUCAAGAUUCGCGCGAAGCUUUUCCGUUUUGAUACCACGAACGAGCCCGGCGAGUGGAAAGAGCGAGGAACUGGUGAUGUUCGAUUCUUGCAGCACCGAGAGAGCCGAAAGGUCAGAUUAGUGAUGCGACGAGAUAAGACCUUGAAGACCUGCGCCAACCACUACAUCCUUCCCGCCAUGAAGCUCUCGCCUAAUGUCGGUAGCGAUCGAAGCUGGGUCUACAAUGUCUCUGCUGAUAUCAGUGAAGGCGCCCCCGAGGCGAUGACUCUCGCCAUCCGAUUUGGCAACUCAGAAAAUGCCAACUUGUUCAAGGAGAAGUUCACAGAAGCCCAGGAGCUCAACGAGAAGGCUUUCGCCAAGUAGAUAUAUUAUCAGACAGAGGUGCAAGGUGUGGAGUGUUACAUAGUAUACGAAUAAACAGUCUAUUGAGUUGCUAUGAAAGAUAUACAAGUGGCUGAGGGUGGGAGACGGAGUUGAUGAAGAAGUUGCGGUAGAUCUCGUAGAUCAUGAUGCAGAGCGCCUAAGCGGUAGCAAAUACAACGAGCCUCUAAUUCAGCUUAUCAUUUCAAUGUCUUCUGCAAGAUAUCAAAGUAUUUUGAACAUGUAUUCAUUCAUUGUAUUGUCAAAAGGAUCUAUCUGGGUGGACACCGAGUAGGCAAAAUAGGGCAAGGGCGCGAGAGUCCAAAGCCGCCGUGACAGCGCUGACGAAGGCGGCAUUUGC